This is a messenger RNA of Hemiscyllium ocellatum (epaulette shark), 730 nucleotides long. Its product is annotated as histone H2A-beta, sperm-like. Lineage: Eukaryota; Metazoa; Chordata; Chondrichthyes; Orectolobiformes; Hemiscylliidae. Bases 12 to 404 code for a protein of 130 amino acids. The record is from RefSeq and is a predicted model, not a curated record. Gene Ontology annotation, cellular component: nucleosome. Gene Ontology annotation, molecular function: protein heterodimerization activity; DNA binding; structural constituent of chromatin. The transcript has a single exon.
AGAUUGUGACAAUGUCUGGAAGAGGAAAGGGCAGUGGGGGCAAAGCUCGCAAUAAGGCCAGGUCUCGGUCAUCCCGGGCUGGCCUGCAGUUCCCGGUGGGCCGUGUUCACAGGCUCCUGAGAAAGGGCAACUAUGCUGAGCGGGUGGGGGCCGGAGCGCCGGUCUAUCUGGCUGCGGUGCUGGAGUAUCUGGCGGCUGAAGUGCUCGAGUUGGCCGGGAACGCGGCCCGGGACAACAAGAAGACCCGCAUCAUCCCCAGGCACCUGCAGCUGGCCGUGCGCAACGACGAGGAGCUCAACAAGCUGCUGGGAGGGGUGACCAUCGCUCAGGGCGGGGUGCUGCCUAAUAUCCAGGCCGUGCUGCUGCCCAAGAAAUCCGCCGCUGCUGGGGCCGCGAAAAAGUGAAGGCACCGUUCUUGAAUCUGACAACCCAAAGGCUCUUUUAAGAGCCACCCACAGCAUCUGGGAAAGAGAGGAGACCCUGCCAGCUAGCCGAUUAAUGUUGCCUUUUAAUGUGAAGAGUCCAGGAUUUGGUCAUUGAUCGUGAAUCAUGCUUAUAAUCGCGAAAAGAAAUUAUUUUUAUUUCAAUACGGAGAGGCCCGUACACUGAUCCCGGUAUCGGUUAUUUUCUGUCUCGGUGUUGGAGACUGUAUUGUCACUGUGGGAGCAGAGAGAGUUUAUCAUCAAAUGUAACUGUGACAGUUUCUGGAAAUGCAUUAUUUCUCAGUGCA